AUGACCAACAACAGGAACGGCAAAUUUGCCGUCAUGCAUAUCGACCUGACCGGCACCAAGCCUUCCGAUCGCAAUGCCGCCGCAAAACGAACGAGCGAGGAAACCGAGGCACAGGCCAGACGUGCCAACCAGAUUGGCUGGCAACCUGUGAGGCGCACCAAAUCGACCUGGCAUAACGACGAACUCGAUUUUCAGAGGGCCAAGACUUCUGAUGCCGCGACUCCGCCUUCGAGGACCGCCGUCCCGACAUCAACUUCUACUGCUGCUGCUACCACCUCGACAACCGCCCCGACAUCUGAGUGGCUGCAGACGUGCAUACCUGCACCCCGCGAGACAAAAGCCGAGCAAGCUCGUCUCCUGACUCUUCUGCGCACUCUACAUCCCAUCUUGGUCGUCGACCAGCUGUGCAAAGCGCUGGCUUACUUCGGCGGCAUCCCUGGCGCUCCGCCUCCGACAGAUGGAGCGUUCCCCUCUAGUGCCGCGACUAAUGGCCCCGGCUCGCUGCUGUUGAGCUGGCUUGCCGAAAUUUUUCCUCCGACCGGUUGGGACCGCCAAGAGGCCACUUCCACGGCCGCCCCUCCAAACGGUCCUGUCCAGCUUACUAAGCGGCGCCGAAUAUCCAAGGACGUGAGCCAGCAGCCAGGCAUGAGCAUAGAAUCACAGGCGCUGUCGCCCGACUUGACAGCAUCACCAGCGUUGAGCCAUGGCUUCAGCAGCGCUUCACCCCAGCUAUCAGCCUCCAGGAGCUUCGAACCUCACAAAGCCACCAAUAACAGGCCGCCCAACGCCAGCAUGGGUGCAAGCCUGGGCUUGCACCAGCAGCAACAACCACAGCGCUUCUACGCCCAACAGUCGCAGCACCCAUCUCCCAGCGUGAGUGCGGCGGAUCAGCAUUCUCAUGGCGUCAUGCAAACAUCGGUGCCGCCAAGGCCAAGAAGUCAAAUGGCUGGCGCCUACGGCGCGCAACGACAUGUCCACCUCUCGCCCCAGAUGAUUUACACGCAACAGCCGCAGCCGCAGCCGCCCAUGAGCAACCCAAUAGGAUCCCUCGGCCACCACAGCACCAGCCUCAGUCGCAGCAUGAGCGGCGGCCACCACCACAAGGAGGUGCGGGCGCUGCCAGGCCAGCUGCUCCGGGGUGGAGCUGGACAGGCCCAUGGGUUCCACAGUCAUCAACAUCAGCAGGCUACAUCGCAGCCUAACACGCUGGGCUCCUUCCACAGCAUCAACGAGCAGAGUUAUUUGAACAUGGACUACGGCCUCACGGAGCGGGACGUCCAGGACGCGGCAGCCGUCACGGCGCUUGGUAGUCCGUCUCAGCUGGAAACGACUCUGGCCCAGCCCAAGAUGCGGGACCACCACAUGUUCCAGAGCAUCGGGAGACAGUGA
Molecule: messenger RNA, 1389 nt
Organism: Hirsutella rhossiliensis
Lineage: Eukaryota; Fungi; Ascomycota; Sordariomycetes; Hypocreales; Ophiocordycipitaceae
Exons: 4
Coding region: 1-1389 (462 amino acids)
Source: RefSeq, a predicted model, not a curated record